GACAGGUCACAGGACAGCUGUUCGAGUUUGUGGAUGUUUUAGUGGAUUUUGCGAGCUUGUUUUGUAAUUAAUGUUUUACAAGCAAACGUAAUUAGUAAUAUGGAUAAGUAUGAUACGUCUCAGCUUACAGAGUUUCCACGAUUUGAGCCCGAAUCGACGCAAAGCGGUGUGUCGACGUUUCUCAACAAAUUGUGGAGGUUUCCACUGUUCUCGCCCAGCGAAACUACUGAAAAUUUGCAAGACAAGGCUGCAGGUGAGAGGAAGCAGAGCAGCCAACAGUCAGAUGAUUCGAAGAAGCAGGAUUAUGAGGAUGCGAAGACCGAAACAGGAUCUUACGCCGUGGAAUUCGAAGGGCGAAGUUUGCCCAAUGUUUUGAGGCGGAUAAGCAGUUUGAUCGCUAUGGGCUCAGGCGGAGGCACCAGAUAUGCGGACACCGAGCUGGCCCGCUACUGGAUGCCGGACGACAUCUCCCGCGAGUGCUACGAGUGCGCCACGCGAUUCAGCACCUUACGGCGCAGGCAUCACUGUCGAGUUUGCGGGCAGAUAUUCUGCUCGAGAUGCUGUAGUCAGAGGGUGCCAGGGCAGAUAUUUGGUUGCGCGGGCGGGCUUCGCGUUUGCAACUACUGUUGCAAUGUAGUCCUAAGCUACCUGAGAGAAAACGACCUCACUGGCGACAUAUCGCCCGACUUGCGCACUUUGCAAGAGAACCUGCAGGUGAAAUUCCCUGAAAACAAGUCGCAGCCAAUGUUCAAGGCUCGCGAGCAUUUCAUGUUCGCUCGCGAGCAAGACGAGCGCGAACCGCGCGUGGCGCCCACCGAGGCGCUGUACGAGCUCUACAGACACCUGGCGCACUCGCUGCCGACGCAGCAGCACAGGUACCGAUUGGUGAGGUACAACGGCGUGUGGCGCGGUUGUGACAUCCUGCAGUGGGUCAUAGACAACACCAACCAUAAAACCAGGUUCCAGGCAAGCCAAGUGUGUCAGAACCUUCUAAGCUCGGGCUACAUGGAAUGCGUGUCGGAACUGCUACAGUUUGCUGACUACGCGCUGUACCGCCCUACUGCACUGCCCUCUAACACCCAACAGGAAGACUCCAGCCCGGAGGAAGUUGAAAGUGCUGGCCGACUAGUCGAGAGCGUAUCGUCGUACUGCCUGGAUUUGAACCUGGGAAACAACUCUGCUCGGCUUAUAAAGGCUCCUAAAACUGCAGAGACAAAAUCGUCGCCUUCCAGCGAAGAAGAGAAUCAACCAGUCCUGGAACAAAGUGAAGGCCACACAGAAUCAGCGAGCGUGUGCAAGGCAAUAUCAGUAUCAGGCGAGGAACACCUUCGACUUCUGAUGCGGCAGUGCCUCGCACGAGCAGCGUUGCCCGCCGCCUGGUUACCAGCGUUGUUUCCGCUGUGCCGCCAAGCUUGCGACCUCAUCAUGCCUGAUCUGUUCAGCACGGACAUCGACCCGCGGCACUACGUGCAGGUCAAGAAGGUGCCGGGCGGCGAGCCGCGCGACAGCUGCGUCGUGCGCGGCGUCGUGCUCACCAAGAACGUGGCCCACAGGUGGGCGUGGGCUCCUUACAGACAGCACUACGGCAGGCCCAGGAGCCGCGCGACAGCGGCGUCGUGCUCACCAAGAACGUGGCCCACAGGGGCAUGCCUCAAGAGAUCGAGAACCCUACAAUCUUGCUGUUGGACUGUUCCAUUGCCUACCAGAGGGUGGAAGGGAAAUCUGUUCAGCACGGACAUCGACCCGCGGCACUACGUGCAAGUCAAGAAGGUGCCGGGCGGCGAGCCGCGCGACAGCUGCGUCGUGCNUUUCAGCCACACAGAAUCAGCGAGCGUGUGCAAGGCCAUAUCAGUAUCAGGGGAGGAGCACCUUCGACUUCUGAUGCGGCAGUGCCUCGCACGAGCAGCGCUGCCCGCCGCCUGGUUACCAGCGUUGUUUCCGCUGUGCCGCCAAGCUUGCGACCUCAUCAUGCCUGAUCUGUUCAGCACGGACAUCGACCCGCGGCACUACGUGCAAGUCAAGAAGGUGCCGGGCGGCGAGCCGCGCGACAGCUGCGUCGUGCGCGGCGUCGUGCUCACCAAGAACGUGGCCCACAGGUGGGCGUGGGCUCCUUACAGACAGCACUACGGCAGGCCCAGGAGCCGCGCGACAGCUGCGUCGUGCGCGGCGUCGUGCUCACCAAGAACGUGGCCCACAGGUGGGCGUGGGCUCCUUACAGACAGCACUACGGCAGGCCCAGGAGCCGCGCGACAGCUGCGUCGUGCGCGGCGUCGUGCUCACCAAGAACGUGGCCCACAGGUGGGCGUGGGCUCCUUACAGACAGCACUACGGCAGGCCCAGGAGCCGCGCGACAGCUGCGUCGUGCGCGGCGUCGUGCUCACCAAGAACGUGGCCCACAGGUGGGCGUGGGCUCCUUACAGACAGCACUACGGCAGGCCCAGGAGCCGCGCGACAGCUGCGUCGUGCGCGGCGUCGUGCUCACCAAGAACGUGGCCCACAGGUGGGCGUGGGCUCCUUACAGACAGCACUACGGCAGGCCCAGGAGCCGCGCGACAGCUGCGUCGUGCGCGGCGUCGUGCUCACCAAGAACGUGGCCCACAGGUGGGCGUGGGCUCCUUACAGACAGCACUACGGCAGGCCCAGGAGCCGCGCGACAGCUGCGUCGUGCGCGGCGUCGUGCUCACCAAGAACGUGGCCCACAGGUGGGCGUGGGCUCCUUACAGACAGCACUACGGCAGGCCCAGGAGCCGCGCGACAGCUGCGUCGUGCGCGGCGUCGUGCUCACCAAGAACGGGCCCACAGGUGGGCGUGGGCUCCUUACAGACAGCACUACGGCAGGCCCAGGAGCCGCGCGACAGCGGCGUCGUGCUCACCAAGAACGUGGCCCACAGGGGCAUGCCUCAAGAGAUCGAGAACCCUACAAUCUUGCUGUUGGACUGUUCCAUUGCCUACCAGAGGGUGGAAGGGAAACUGACGUCAUUGGAACCGGUCUUGUUGCAGGAACAACAAUACCUAGUCCGUUGCGCGGCACGCAUCACAGCGCUACAGCCUAAAGUAGUUUUAGUCCGCGGGGGCGCAGCCCGGGCCGUGCAGGAUGCUCUCAGGGCCGCGGGCGUAGCCCUGGCCGCCAGGCUCGGGGACAAAGCCCUGCAGAGGACAGCCAGAUGUUCAAGAGCUGAUCUGGUAGCUUCUAUUGAUGCUAGAAUUGGAACGCCUAGGCUGGGGACUGCGGAGAGAUUCUAUAUUAAAAAUUAUUCAAGCAAAACCCUAAUGGUGUUAGAAGGCUGCGCAGAACCUCAGUUGGGAUGCUGCAUCCUCCUUCGAGGAGCGUCCUUACAAGAAUUGAUUAGAGUUAAAAAAGUAGUCAAAUUCAUGGUAUUAGCAUGCUACAACUGGAAACUAGAGAAAGCAUUCCUUGGCGAUAUUGAAGCUGUAUUACCCGAACCGGGUAUGACUUUUGAUGACGAUGAAGAAGAAAUUGCAAAAGAUAAUGACAAAGAAGGAUCGUUUUCAAUGAGUAAUGACGCUGGACAUAAUGAAAAGGAUACAAGCGUCAGUGAAUCGGACGCAAUUAAUGAUGAGGAGAAAGAUAAUAGUGACAAUAGCGAAGUGUUUAAAGAUGCUGUGUUGAGUGCCAAUGAUGCAAAGAGUAAUGAUUCGAAAGAUAAUGAUGCAAAGUGUAAUGAUUUGAAAGAUAACGAUAAGAAGGAGCCAGAUGAUCCGUUGCAGAGGACGAAGUUUGUUCGCAAAGCGGAUAGUGAGAAAAACUUUAGUUGUGGGGUUCCGAUAAGGGAUUUUAGUGAUCCGCUAAGAGCAACCCUGUCGGUGGACGAUGAUGUGUUUUUGCCGAAGGAAGAAGCGAAGCUGCAGGCUGACACGCACAGCGACCGCUGGUCGACAGACGACGUAGUGUUGUCCAUGUCUCCCCACACCGUAAUCCCCGCGCCGUACCUCGAGACGGAGGCGGGGCGUCGCUGCCCGCUGCGGCGCUACUUCCCGCAGCCGCUGCUGCCGCACGCCCCGCACACGCCCCGCGCGCUGCACCGCAAGAUGAGCCGGCAACAGGACAGCGGGCCCACGCUGAAGGAGGUCCACCCAUUCAUUCAGAACCCCAUAACAGCGAGUGCGGACGACCCAAUGGUGCGGGCAGCGCUCGCCAACUACCGAGCUACUGGCUGCCGACUUGUUAGCGACAAACAUAAAGUCGAAUGCCCCCUCUACAAGCCGUCAGUAGUAAAGAAGACCGUCAAAGAGCCGGAAGAGUCAGAGAAGCAGACUGACAACGAGCCGCUGGACCCACUAGCGCCGGAGAACCACCAGCGGCUGGGCAUGCUGCUGUACAGCUACAGCAGCAAGUCCGCCAACGUGCCCGACUUCUGCGUCAACCCUUGGAUUGUUAACAUGGAGAUGUACGGACAGCACGACAUAUCCUUGGGGGCUUUCCUGGAGAAGUACUGCUUCAACGGGGACUACAAGUGUCCCUCGAGCAACUGCCAAGUGCCUAUGAACCAACAUGUGAUGUUCUGGUCGCGCUGCGAGUAUUGCGGCGCAACCGGGCGCGCGCGCCGCCUCUCCCGCGCGGCGCUGUCGCUGUCUCUCGCGUGCUACGUGCGCGCGCGCGCGUCGGCCGCCCGCUACGUGCGCGCGCGCCUGUGCCGCCACGCGCUGCACACGCACGCGCACGCCUUCGCGCGCCGCCUCACCACGGCCAGCUUCAGAUAUAGCAAAAUAUCGUACUACGAUAUCCAACUGCCGCCUGAGGUGAUAUCCACUAAGUAUGAUACUAAGAAGAUGCGCGAGGCGUUGAUUCACCAGCUCAACGAACUUAUGCUCAAAGGGCACGAAACGUUCAGCGCGCUGACAGACAGCGAGGCUGAGAAAGACAGCCAGAACUUCAAGCAGCACAUGGAUCAAAUACAUCUCGCGUUGACUUCCGCUACACUAAGUGAGCACACCACUUUGGCUGGUGUGGUGCGAAGCCUUUGGAGUGUGUCUGACCGCAUCAUUUCGGGCGAAAAGAUGCUCCGCGACGCUCAGGACCGCUGGGCCGCGCCUCCGCCGAGACACAAGCCAGCGCAGGAUACCGCUGUUGAAGAAAAAUCUGACGUGGAAGAGUCUACUACCAGUGACAGUGCUAACAAUGACAGCUCGGGGACGACCUAUGUUUUUGCUUCAGAUAACACGUCUAAGGAAAAUACAGGCGAGGAAGACGAGGAAAAAGGCGACAAGAAAACAGUUAGACAGAUUCUGUCGCAAUUGCUAUCCAACAACCAGCCUUCCCACCAGGUGGGCAUGAUCAUCUCAUCAGGCGUUAUUCCUGUAGUGGUACUGGCGGGAGAGAUCGGUUCCGUCAUCGCCGCCACUCUCGCCUCCGUUACAUACCAGCGACACCAAUCGCAAAGUACACAAGGCGAAACAGAGGAAACGGAAAAUGCUGCCAACUCAAAAGAUAAAACUGACGGUGAUAAAGCUAAAGCAGCGAAAUCGAACGACCAUAUUGAAGUUUUGCUGAAGGACGGUCUGCUAUGCCGCGUGUACUACGCGCAGCAAUUCCAGCGACUACGGCACAUGCUACUCGCUCCACUAUCCAGCAACCCGCACAUCACUGAUGAAUUCGCAAAUACUAGUGAACACACCGCCGGGGAUAACAAGAAGUGCUGCUGCGAGAAUAAGGAGAAAGAUAACAAGAGCUUGUGUGAGAUCGAGGAAGGCUUCAUCCGCUCGCUGGCGCACUGCGUGCCGUGGGCUGCCAAGGGCGGCAAGUCGGGCUCCACCUUUUGUAAGACUAAGGACGACCGCUACGUGCUGAAGGAGAUGACGAAGCCGGAGUGGCAGCAGUUCCUCGAGUUCGCGCCGCACUACUUCAACUACGUCAUCAACUGCCACCAGAACCAACAGCCUAGCCUCUUAGCUCGUAUCCUAGGCGUGUACAGUGUAGGCGGAGCGGGAAACGGGAUCCUCGUAAUGGAGAACAUCUGGUACGGCUGCGCGGCCGCGCGACGCUUCGACCUCAAGGGAUCGUCCCGCCAUCGCCUCGCCGCCGAUACGCAACCGCUGGCUGUGCUUAUGGACGAAAACCUGCUUAACUUGCGCUGGGAGACGCAGCUGUACAUAAUGUCGCACGCGGGCGGCGUGCUGUGGGCGAGCGUGGAGCGCGACACCGCCUUCCUGGCCGCGCACUGCGUCAUGGACUACUCGCUGCUGCUCGGCAUCGACAACCGCACGCUCACGCUGGGCCUCAUAGAUUACAUAAGAACGUUUACCUGGGACAAGAAACUGGAGCAUCUGGUGAAGAAGAACCUCGGAUCGGGACAGCCGACUGUGGUGUCCCCGGCCGAAUACCGGCGCCGCUUCUGCCAGGCCAUGCGCAAGUACUUCCCGCACUGUCCCGCGCACUGGGACAGUCUUAUCCAACAGCCUGCGACGCAGCCCUAGCAUCACAGUGGAACACUGGGACAGCCUCGUCCAGCCGCCUGCGACCCAACCCUAGCAGUCAGUGGGACAAUGUUGAUGGCACAUCAACACUGGGACAGUCUUAUCCAGCAGCCUGCGACGCAGCCCUAGCAUUAGUGGGACAAUGUUGGUGGGACAUCAAUACUGGGACAGCCUCAUCCAACAACCUGCGACCCAACCCUAGCAGUCAAGUGGGACACCGUUGACAGAACCACGUACCUGUGUCAAUAAGCCGCUGCAGUAUUCACGUAUUAUGAUGAUACUGGGACAGUUGCGGCGGAGCCCUCUAGUGGGACACCGUUGAGAUUAUUUGUAGUGUGUGCUUCAGUAAGUCGCUACAGCAUUCGCUUAUGAUAUUGGGAAAGUUUUGACAUGUCAGCUAAUUUUAGAGAUGUCGCCUCGUGGGGAAUCCUAGGUAAGUGUUUCAAAACGUCUAGAAAAACAAA
This is a messenger RNA of Ostrinia furnacalis (Asian corn borer), 6899 nucleotides long. It is a transcript of the gene fab1, whose product is annotated as 1-phosphatidylinositol 3-phosphate 5-kinase fab1. The record is from RefSeq and is a predicted model, not a curated record. Gene Ontology annotation, molecular function: 1-phosphatidylinositol-3-phosphate 5-kinase activity; metal ion binding; ATP binding. Gene Ontology annotation, biological process: phosphatidylinositol phosphate biosynthetic process; intracellular signal transduction. Lineage: Eukaryota; Metazoa; Arthropoda; Insecta; Lepidoptera; Crambidae. Gene Ontology annotation, cellular component: endosome membrane.